Messenger RNA from Chara braunii, 4050 nucleotides. The record is from the annotation of a GenBank genome assembly. Lineage: Eukaryota; Viridiplantae; Streptophyta; Charophyceae; Charales; Characeae.
GGCGUAGAGGAAACUCAACGCUGCUACGGUAGUGGGACUUGGCCCCAGGGUUGUCCUGAACGCCGCGACAAGCACUCCUGUACCGUAUGGGCCUCGCUCGACCACUCUCCAAACCGGACUGGAUCCUCCGCUAGAACAUGGGUAGAUACAUUGCCAUCUUUUUCGUCUUUUGUUCAUGUGGAAGUAGUGCAGCGAGAGCCUAUGUCUGGCAAGACGGAGAGCGCGUAAGAUGAGAGAUUGACGCAAGGUUGACGCAGCGCCCACAGACCGCCAAGUGGAUGAACAGGUAAAUAGACGAUCGAUUGAGAGCUUCUUUUUUAUUAAUUAGUCGAGUCGAAUCAAGUCGAGUCGACUAAUUAGCACUCAACUGUGCUGAGUGGUUAAUUAGUCGACUCGACGAAGAGCUGGAUAACGAUCCUAGGGUCUACGAUUAAUCGAGAGAGCGAUUGCGUGUGCGCAGUACCUGGGGGGGCGGUGGGGGAGAAGUUUCGUGGAAAGUUCAGUACAGUUGCGGCGAUUUACCGUACUACUUCAAAGGCGAAGGUCAACCUUUUAAGGUCAGGGAAAAAAAUAAAUAAAAAAAAAGGAAAGCAAAGGAAGGAAAAAGAAAGGUAAACAUACAAAAAAAAUAAAAAAAAAAAUAAAAAAAUGGUGAAGGCCAAGGUGGUGACGAUGGCGACGAGAGGAUCGCAAAUCUUCGUGAAGGAUUUAGAAGGGCGAUGGCACUGCCUGCAGUUCUUAUCUUCUAGUGUGUCGGGAUCUGAGGUAAAGGAGCGUCUGGAGUCUUGUCUCGGUGUGCCAGCUGGCGUUCAGAGAUUGGUCACUGGAACUCGAGAGGUGGAAGAUGAAACUCUCCUCGUUGCUCACGAUGGCCUCUGCGACGACGAGGACGACGACGAGGAGCUCGGCUAUGGCGGCUAUGGCGGCGGCAGCGGCGGCGGCGGCUGUGGUCCCGUUCUCCUUCCUUCUUGCACACUUUUGCUGCGAUUAUUGGGAGGGAAAGGGGGGUUUGGAUCGUUGCUCAGGGGGGCUGCGACGAAGGCGGGACAGAAGAAAACGACAAAUUUUGAUGCUUGCCGCGACAUGAGUGGGCGGAGAUUGCGCCACGUCAACGCGGAGAAGAAGCUGAAGGAAUGGCAGAGAGAUGGCAAGCAGCGGGAGCUAGAGAAGGCGGCUCUGCAGUUCUUGAGAAAGACGGAGAGAGAGAGAACAGUGGAGGCGGGAAGAAACUUGGACCUCGCGAAGCUCAGAGAGGAGAGUGCAGAGGCCAGAGAUAUGGUCGUCGACGCCGUCGCUUCGGGUCUCGAAGCGACCAAGGAGAAAAAAAGGCGCCAAAGAAUGGAAAACGAUGCCAAGGAGCAAGCAGGAGAAGCAUCUAGAAAGCGCAUCCGAAUGCUGGAAAUGUUGGAGGCUGUGAAUGAGAGUGAUGAAGAAGACAGUGAAUGCGAGGAGCACGAGGACAGAAGGGACGGCGCAGGGACAUCAGGAUCGGCCAGUUCCGCGGACGAUGGAAGCGGGUACGACUCCAGUCCUCGGGGCCCGCUGGGAGACGGACCUUUUGCAUCGUCGCCAGCGCAGUCGACGGAUGGAUCGCAAGGAGAAUUGCAAGGAGAGGGAGGUGUUUCUUCCUCACAGAGAUCGCCCAGUGCUGCGGAGAGUGGUGGCAUAGAGUCCGUGGCCGACGGCUGUGCUGGCAUAGCAAUUGUGGAUGAUGCUUGCGAUGGUGGCAACAGCCAUUUGGCAGGCGAAGAUGUUCGCAGCACCAGGUUGCCGCCGCCUCCUUCUGAUAAUGCCUCCCCGCUGACAGAGAACAGACGGGUCAACUCAACCGUGUCAGCUGGCGGUGAAAGUCUGUGUCUUGGGAACUUCAACACUGCAAAAGAUUUAGAGGUGCUAGGCUUGGACGGAUUGAAGGCGGAGCUACAGAAACGCGGGUUGAAGUGCGGAGGUAGCCUCGAGGAGAGAGCCGCCCGCCUGUUCUUGUUGAAGUCAACACCUCUCGAUAAGCUUGAUAAAAAGCACUUUGUGAAGCCCUCGGCGAAAAAAGGUUAACUGGUUUCUAGCAUCCAAUCAUGUAAUAUAUAUUUCAAUUUUCAAUUUUCAAUUCCUCUGCAUGACGGGUAUUCGAUUCCACAGGGGAGUACUGGUUAAAUGAUAAUUCAGGCCCUGACUUAAAACUGUUAAACAUACGCAUUACAUUUCGGAUAAUUUCAGUUGCAUCAGGCAGGCCAGGCGCUACUUUUGCAUGCAAAGCUUUCCUAAAGAGGUGAGAUGGGAGAGAACGCAGCCCAUUGGUCUCUGGUGGAACCAAUGUUUUUUUUUGUGCACACAAAGCUUUCCUGAAGAGGGGCGAGGAGAGAGAAUGCAGCCAAUCGGUCUGGUCGAAUCAAUGGUGCACAGGACGUGUAGAGGCAACGAUGGGAGGAGGACAAGCAUCUGUGUGUGAGAAGUGGACUACGUACUACGUACCAUCUAGUAUUUAAGUGUCAGAGUUGUUUGAUGGUGGUAAAAAAUAAAAAAUAAAAAAAAUUGAUGGUGGUUUUGAUGCCUCUGCACAUAGGUGGGCUGCGGGGGACAGGACGAGCAUGCAUGUGCGAGAAGCGCGGUGUUGGCUCUUCUGCAUGCAGCUUGAGUGCUUUGUUGCAGGCCUAGAAAAGGUAAAAAACCCUUUUCAGAUUGUGUACAUAUCGAGGGAAGAUGGGAGGAGGAAAGGAUAGACCAAGUGUCUGCGUGUGACAAAGUGCGUUGUCGAGUCUUCUGCAUGCCGUUGGAGUUCUCGGGUAUAUUACUUCAAGUUCAAAACCCAUUUCAGAUUAUGUAUCAGUUAUGGAGUGAAGGUAGAGCAUGUGGGUGGGUUUCAGGAUGUGUACUAUGAACUAGGGGAAAAGACAAAAAAAAAGAUUCUGAUUUGUUUGUUUGCAUAUGACAGGGUGGGACUACUCUCUUCCCCUGAACAUAUCGAACCUAAGGCGUCCAUGCAUGAAGUGCAGGUAGGCGGAGGUCACUGCCACAUAGCCAUUGCAUGUGUCAGAGCUGCACAACAGCUUCAGCAGGCCUGCUGCCUUGGACCAUCUUGCCUGUAGCGUGGUGCCUGUAUGGUUCACACUGGGGACCGGUGACAAGCGUUCCGCCCGACACUUGAACGAACCCUGGCCCACGGUCCUAAAGCGAUCGCAUUCUUCAGGUCCACGACCUCUUCACCAGGCUUGGGCCAGGCGUGGCGGUUUAUAUGGUCCUCGUCACUCAAAGCGAUCACAUUCUUCAGGUCUCUGACCCCUUCAGCAGGCUUGGGCCAGGCAUGGCGGUUUAUGGUCCUCAUCACGCAAAGCGAUCACAUUCUUCAGGUCCCCGACCCCUUCAGCAGGCUUGGGCCAGGCGUGGCGGAUUUAUGGACCUCUCACCCUCAGGUUCAUACCUUGGACAUGCACCUGGACAAGACCUGGUUCCCCUCCCCAAUCCUUAAUGUUGUGGGUCCAUUAUAAGACUAUAGGUCCGUACUUCGCACCAGCUUGGUUCCAGUAUGGUCCACAUGAUGAUGGGUACACAUCUUGCUUGAGCUACCAAUAGCCUUGGGAUUUGGGCACCCAGCAAUGGGCCUUGCAGCACCAGUCGCCGAAAAACACGUUUGCGAAAAGCACACAUUUCAUGAAAACUGGACUGAGUCACAAAUUUCAAGAGUGUUUUUUUUUUCCUUUUCUUUAAGAAACUAGUUUUUGUCGUGCUCCUAGAGGACAAGUAUCGUCCGCAGUCACGAAAGCUUUUGAAGAAACCUGAAGAAAUAUUUUGGAUAGGUUACGGAAUAGAGGUAGCAAGGAAAGCAAAAAACACAUUUUCGGCCAAAACUGAAGGCUGGCGGUUUGUCGUGCACAAAGAAAAGAUGUAGAUGUUUUCUCGGAGCAGUCAUGCAUAACUAUAUGGCAAACUCUUUUACACAUGGGCGGUGUACUGCAAGCAAGGCAAGCUCAUUAGAAACUUUAGAUAACUCACGCAGCAUGGGCAAGACAAACAAGCAAGUGAAGUGUUUCAGCAGCCGGAUUUGAAAAUUGAAGA